AUGGAAACAAUUCAUUUGGUCGAGUUUGAUGGCAAGACCAUCGAAACAACAGUCACGAGCCGUUCCUCCACGGCUCAACGCUGGCUGCAAAACAUCGUCAAACUUCUGAACCAACACAGAACAAAACGAAUUGUCGGGAUGGACUGUAAGUACAUACGCCACCCGAUCAACUCGAUGAGCAACAAAACAGCCACACUGAACCUAUGUGUGGGAACCAAAUGCCUCGUCAUUCAACUGCUGCACAUUAAUCGCAUCCCUCAAUCCAUCACGGAUUUCCUAAGCGACCCGCGCAAUAUGUUUGUCGGCAUAGAAAUCCUCGAGAACUCGAGGAAAUUGCAUAAAGAAUAUGCUCUCGAUGUCGACCGCAAAGUCGACCUGCACUUUUUAGCAAAGCAUUGGUUUCCAGUGAGGUAUAAUGGGAGGCCAAGUUUAAGGGCUCUCGCGUCUAGAAUAAUCGGGCUAAAUGCAAGGAGGAAGUGUGGUGAUAACAAUGAGGGAAAUUGGGAAUCGGUUGUUCUUAAUGAGGAGCUCGUCGAGCAAGCUUGUGCAGAUGCCUAUGCACUUUACAACAUUGCUUGCAAAUUGUUAACAUGA
This is a messenger RNA of Striga asiatica, 594 nucleotides long. The record is from the annotation of a GenBank genome assembly. Lineage: Eukaryota; Viridiplantae; Streptophyta; Magnoliopsida; Lamiales; Orobanchaceae.